AUGGCGAUUGUUCCGAUAAUGAUGCCUGCAGAGGGUGCUCAACCUCAACCGGUCCAAGGCACUGAAGCAGUUACCGCGCACAUGGGCAAAGUCUCUAUGGAGCCUACAACGCCCAAUCGGCCUGUCAUUGGCACCUCCGUCCGUAUUACUGUACCUCUCGAAGCGAGCUCAAGACCUAAGGACUCGACAUCAAAAGUCCACACCGAGCGAAAAUUGAUUCGCCGCGACAGUAUGGAACGCCGCGAAGCUCUGCUCAAGGGCAAAGAGGGCUCACGGCAACGUCGGCGAUGGGAGAAUGAUCGCCUCCUAUCAAAUCCAUGGGCCGUACCUCCUUUACCCUCGGAUUGGGAAAUCCGUCCCACGUACCCCCAACGCACUGUUCCUUAUUACCUCGCUCCCUUGUGGGACGCCGCCGAGUUUCAGCGGGUUGUCGAGUCCCGCCUAAAAGGCCGGAAAAAUAGUGCACGAUCUCGAGGCCAAUGUGCUCAAAAUGCCGGCAUGAGUCCAAUGGAAGAGGCGGCCACCAAUAUCCCAAAGGAGGUCCGUGCUAGGUUGAAGCGCGCCAAAGCAGCCAAGGGGCUGCUCCAAGAUCUGGAGGAGACCGUGCGUGCCUUUAUCCAAAGGUGGAACCAAAGAGAAGCUCGAUUGAGGGACGACGGAUUUCAUGAUCUUCCAUUGACAAGCGACAGUGAGGAGGACGAAGAAAUCGUUUUCAUCGGUCGAAACAGUGCCAUGCACGAUUCACCUGGCCAGCCGCUGAGACACCAAGAAGAAGGUCGGGAUGAUACGAUCAGCACCGAAAAAAUGGUCUUUGACGGUCUGGAUAACGACAAAGGAGCAGCUUUCGCCCGAUGGCUCGUCCACUGCGUGGGCAGCUACUACGGCUUGAGGACCUGGAGUGUCACUCGUGACGUCGAGGGUAAGGAAAAGAGGAGAGAAGCCUAUGUGGGGGUGGAUAGGAGAGCUAGAGGGUUCAUGGGCCGGGGAGUCGAGGUCGGUCGAGAAAUCGAACUGCCCAGGCCGUUGUGGGGAAUGGUGUGA
Messenger RNA from Rhinocladiella mackenziei CBS 650.93, 1041 nucleotides. RefSeq lists its product as uncharacterized. Lineage: Eukaryota; Fungi; Ascomycota; Eurotiomycetes; Chaetothyriales; Herpotrichiellaceae. Bases 1 to 1041 code for a protein of 346 amino acids. The record is from RefSeq and is a predicted model, not a curated record. The transcript is spliced from 2 exons. Gene Ontology annotation, molecular function: nucleic acid binding.